This is a messenger RNA of Letharia lupina, 528 nucleotides long. RefSeq lists its product as uncharacterized. NCBI's taxonomy places the organism in Eukaryota, Fungi, Ascomycota, Lecanoromycetes, Lecanorales, Parmeliaceae. Bases 1 to 528 code for a protein of 175 amino acids. The record is from RefSeq and is a predicted model, not a curated record. The transcript has a single exon.
AUGAAGAUCACUAAAGGCCUCAAGUGGAAUCAGCAAGACGGCCUCAUGACAGCCUUCCACCAUUUCGAACCAGGCCUACAGCGAGACUUGGACCCACCAAAUGCAGGCCUUACACACUUCAUCAAGCAGGUGCAAUUACGUCAGGGGGCCUGGUAUCAAGUCUAUUCAACAUUCGGCAAACCUCGCCCACCAGAUCCAUACUCAAACAGACCUCAUCAAGUCCACCAAUCAAGGCCUCAGCAGUCCUAUCAGCAGCAGCCACCGAGACCUCCAUAUCGCCAAUCACAGCCGCAACUGCAGCCGCAGCCAACACGUCCGCAGGUCUACUGGGGUGAAGAAGAGGAGGACUACAUGUAUGAUGCACCGGCCGACAGCUACCAUGUGGCCCCUACAUACCAUCCCGCAGGGCAUACACCACGUCGCCAUGGCAACACCCAUGACGAGGGUGGAAACGAGGCUAUGGUCCAUUGGGCCGCUACAGGGGAGGAUCACCGAUGCAGUCAUGAAGGCUGUACCCACUAUCAUUAA